Solanum dulcamara is the source of this 3295-nucleotide messenger RNA. RefSeq lists its product as uncharacterized. The record is from RefSeq and is a predicted model, not a curated record. Lineage: Eukaryota; Viridiplantae; Streptophyta; Magnoliopsida; Solanales; Solanaceae. The transcript has 12 exons. The coding region runs from base 1528 to 2994 and encodes 488 amino acids.
CAGUUACGUGCUUAGUAUGUUUUUCUUGAACUCCGGCUUCUUUUUUGCUGCUUGUUUCCUUUUACAACCCUAAGCUACUUGUUGAUGAAUACAGAUAAUCAUAUAUUUAGUUCGUGGGAAGAGCAUGUUGUUUCUCAGGGGAAGGGACGUCGUGUUGUGCACUACUACUUGAAGGAUACCUCAGAGGAGUUAAUCCUUGUUGUUGUGGGUACUGAAAGAAGUUCGAUGCACAUUCUAUAUGUUGUCUCAGUCUCUCAGAGGAUUUUUUCGAUGCUUUUGGGUACACAAGUACCAUAAAUUCUGAGACAAAGUGGCGUGCAAGAAGUGGAAUGGCUGACGUUUUUGAUUUCAAAGUAUCACCGAUCACCACCUUUUCAACUGCCUAUGGAAUUGUAGGUCUUGAAUGUCCUUAUUUUUAGCUGAGAUCAUGAGGACAUCCUUGUCAGCUUUCAUGAUCUUCUUGAUCGGGAAAGGGGAAGUAGGUGGUUCUUAAAAUCAUUAACCUGCUCCAUUUCCUGCCGCUGAUAAGUCCAGAACAUCUACAACUGCUCUUCCUGCUGCUCAAGGAGAUGCUGCGUUGGGCACCCAGCGCACUGACCCGCCGAUUUCUCAGAGUUGUUUUCCAUGGCGUUUUGGACGAGAGGGGCGAUAUGUAAGUCUAUCCUUGUUAGAAGUAUUGGUGAGAGUGGCCAUUCUGGUAUCAGAAAGUCAAUUCAUGGUAACCAGAUAGCAAAAGCCAAACCACAAACUUAUGCAAAGUUAAAAAUAAAAUUUCCAAGCAUAGGGUCGGUUGGAAUUCAGCUCGUUGAGCCUCAAUAUAAGCUGUCUUUUGAAGUUGGUGACAACUUAGAGGUUCUUUGCCGUGAUAGUGGCAUGAGAGGCUGCUGGUUCAGGUGUUAGGUCUUACAGGUAUCACAAAAACGUCUGAAAGUUCAAUAUCAUGACAUCCAGGAUUGUGAUGGUCUUCAAAAGCUCGAGGAAUGGAUUCCUUCCUACAGAGUUGCAGGCUCUGAUAAAUUGGGCAUGAGAUGCACAGGACGCCUCACAGUUCGGCCCCGGCCUCUGGAGGAUUCUUCUGACUAUUCUUUUGAAGUAGGAGCUGCAGUUGAUGCUUGGUGGUCUGACGGGUGGUAGGAAGGUGUUGUUGCUGGAUGUGAUGUCUCUGGAAGCCGUCAUCUUAAGGUUUACUUCCCUGGUGAGAACAUAUUAUUGGAGAUUCAAAGGAAGAACGUGAGGACUUCAAGAGAUUGGAUAGAUGACAAGUGGAUUGCAGUUAAGGGAAAGAAAGACAUAAAGUCGUUCAUAAGCUCAAGUUUAACUGAUGAAUCCAAGUGCAGUAUCAAAGAACUGGGAACUGCAAAAAGCAGAUGGCUCCAAAGCUUGUGGCAUCUGAAGACAACAAAAUGGCGUCAACUUCUAAAUACUCAGUGGAGAAGCAAGACACUGAUGUGCUUAAACUGAAAAAGCGAUGGUGGAUUGAUUUUCUUGCAGGUAACAAGAACUGAUUUCAGACAAUUCUACAGGUACAUGGGUAAUUUAGAGAGGUCCCGAACCACGCACGCACUCCCUCAGCAAUAUAAAACAACCCUAGCAUUCAAAUCGAACACAAAAGGAAAAUUGCAAACAAAGGAAGAUAUCAAAAGCCGUCAAAGCAAAUGGAUGUUGUUGAUGAGGAUGGAUACAGAUAGUCAUGUAUUUAGUUCGUGGGAAGAGCACGUUGUUUCUCAGGAGAAAGGCCGUCGUGUUGUGCACUACUUCUUGAAGGAUACCUCAGGGGAGUUAAUCCUUGCUGUGGUGGGUACUGAGAGAAGUUCAAGGCGCAUGCUAUAUGUUGUCUCAGAGGAUUAUUUGGAUGCUUUUGGGCAUACAAGUACCAUAAAUUCUGACAAAAAGUGGCGUGCAAGAAAAGACGUAGUGGAAUGGCUGACAUUUUUGAUUUCAAAGCAUCACCGAUCACCACCUAUUUCAAAUACCCCGAGAAGAGAAACUAGAAGGAGUGCUUUGAUGGCUGGUCACAUAUCUGAUGAGGUCUCACAAAAUAUAACCCGAGAAGAUCCUUCAACGCAAGGACCUAGGGGGAGUAGAAGCGUCGGUGAGAGUGACCAUUCUGGUAUCAGAAAGUCAAUUCCUGGUAACCAGAUAGCACAAGCCAAACCACCAACUUACCCGAAGUUAAAAAUAAAAUUUCCAAACAUAGGACCAGUAGGAAUUCAGCUUGUUGAGCCUCAAUAUAUGCGGUCUUUUGAAGUUGGUGACAACGUAGAGGUUCUUUGCCACGAUAGUGGCAUGAAAGGCUGCUGGUUCAGGUGUAAAGUCUUGCAUGUAUCACAAAAACGCCUGAAAGUUCAAUAUGAUGACGUCCAGGAUUGUGAUGGUCUUGAAAAGCUUGAGGAAUGGAUUCCUUCCUACAAAGUUGCAGGCUCUGAUAAAUUGGGCAUGAGAUGCACAAGACGCCUCGCAGUUCGUCCCCGGCCUCUGGAGGAUUCUGCUGACUAUUCUUUUGAACUAGGAGCUGCAGUUGAUGCUUGGUGGUCUGACGGGUGGUGGGAAGGUGUUGUUGCUGGAUUUGAUGUCUCUGGAAGCAGUCAUCUUCAGGUUUACUUCCCUGGCGAGAACAUAUUAUUGGAGAUCCAAAGGAAUAACGUGAGGACUUCAAGAGACUGGGUUGAUGACAAAUGGGUUGAAGUUGAGGGAAAGAAAGACAUAAAGUCGUUCAUAAGCUCGAGUUUAACCUAUGUAUCCAGGUGCAGUAUCAAAGAGCCAGGGAACUGCGAAAAUCAGAUGGCUCCCAAGCUUGUGGCCCCUGAAGACAACAAAAUGGCUUCAACUUCUAAACACUCAGCGGAGAAGCAAGACACUGAUGUGCUUAAACUGAAAAGGCGAUGGUGUAAUGAUUUUCUUGCAGGAUGGACCCAGAUAAUCAUGUAUUUAUAUCGUGGGAAGAGCACGUUGUUUCUCAGGGGAAGGGCUGUUGUGUUGUGCACUACUACUUGAAGGAUACCUCAGGGAAGUCAAUCCUUGCUGUGGUGGGUACUGAAAGAAGUACAAGGCACAUACUAUAUGUUGUCUCAGAGGACUAUUUGGGUGCUUUUGGGCAUACGAGUACCGUAAAUUCUGACACAAAGUGGCGUGCAAGAAAAGAGGUAGUGGAAUGGCUGACGUUUUUGAUUUCAAAGCUUCACCAAUCACCACCUAUUCCAGGAAAGUAUCAGAAAGUCAAUUCCUGGCAACCAGAUAGCACAAGCCAAACCACCAACUUACCUGAAGUUAAAAAUAAAGGUUCCAAACAUAGGAC